This is a messenger RNA of Trichosporon asahii var. asahii CBS 2479, 1902 nucleotides long. Its product is annotated as protein kinase regulator. Gene Ontology annotation, biological process: signal transduction. The coding region runs from base 1 to 1902 and encodes 633 amino acids. Gene Ontology annotation, molecular function: protein binding. Lineage: Eukaryota; Fungi; Basidiomycota; Tremellomycetes; Trichosporonales; Trichosporonaceae. The record is from RefSeq and is a predicted model, not a curated record. The transcript is spliced from 3 exons.
AUGACGGCCGUCUCGCCCAAACCGUCGUCACCUGGCUCGCCCAUAGUUGAGUGGGACGAGUCAGCUGUCAACGAGUAUUUCUUGGGGCUUGGGCUCGAUGGAUACAAGGAUGUCAUCUAUGAACACGGCAUCACCGGCGACGUGCUGUGUGCGCUCGAUAAUGAAACGCUCGUCGACCUCGGCAUGACAUCUCUCGGCCAUCGCCUCAACGUCCUGAGAAACGUGUACGAGAUCAAGAAAGAGCAGGGCGUAGAGAUGGGCGAGGACGAUUGGCGACCGCAAGAGGAGGUUGCUCUCGAAGCGAUGGAGCACGCCGCAACGAUAGACCGGAUGUGGGGUCUCGUGCUGGACCAGCAAGAGCGGAUGAUGCAACUUGAACGCGACCAUGCACGAUUGAUUCGCGCUUUGGCGGACAACGGGAUCGCCUUGCCUGGCGUCGCGCCCCAGCUUGUCGAAGACGCUGCGACCCCCACAACGGCCACGACCUAUGCAUUCGACUCCCCAAGUCAGCUGCUGCCAACAUCCGGUCGGUUAACAGCUUCCUCUGGAGGACUCACGCCGAAACCGCCUCAGCUCGCUCGGUUGGGAAGCGGCUCCCUGCGAGCAGGGAACGGGAAGCGUGCGGAGGGUAGCAGCAACCGAUCAGGAAGUGCGCCAUUACCGUCAUCACCUACGCCACCAGUCGACUUACCGCCCCCGACACCCGCUCCCACCAAUGCGAGUCACAGUGACAAGUCGCGUGCGACUGCUGCGGCGCAUUCGGCUGCGAAGAGCUUCCGAGUUACAAUGGAGGAUCCAUGCUGGAAGGUCUUGCCUGCUGCGUUGAAGAAGUACAAGAUCAACGACGAUUGGAAGCAGUACGCUUUGUUCAUCUGUUUCGGCAACACGGAACGGUGUCUGAGCUACGACGAGAAGCCGUUGUUACUGUUCCAGAAGCUCAAGGAAGGCGGGCAACGGCCAGUGUUCAUGCUCAGGCAUAUCCGAGACAUCAAGUCACCAAUCGCCGUGGCACAGCAGAAGCAGGCCCUCAAGCUUGGACUUCCGCCAACGACGUCGCAAAACCUACUCCCCACCGUCGACACGGUGCCCUCCCCGACCGAGCAGACCGAUUCUAGGCCAGGCGGCCGAACACCAGGCGAGGGCGGCUUCCCCGACCUGCCAAGUCCCCGGGACAAGGCUGAGAAGGGUGCGGGGCCCGAACCAGGUACAAUUCUCGACGUCGACGGAAAGAUCCACAAGGUCACCUACGCGACCUCGAUCUACCCUUACAUUGCGGACCGAGCGGACGAAUUCGACGUUGCGGUGGGCGCCACCUUUGUCGUCAUGUCGAAAGCAAAGGGUUGGUGGUUUGUGCAGAAGGACCCAGAGGGAGCAGGCAACAUCGUCUCGGACCCGAGCAAGAGUGCAUGGGUGCCGGCUGGAUGUUUGCUCGAGCUCGAGAAGGCGAUCGCUCAGGUCUCGCCGCGAAGCCCGGGCAAGCUCCCUGGCCGUGCACCGCUUCUGCCAUCCAACAUCAUGAGCUCGUCGUACCCUGGCAAUGUCCUGAUGGACUACACGGCAAAGAACGAGAACGAGCUCACGUUGAGGGAGGGCGAGCGCAUCCGGGUAUACAAGAAGUACUGCCACUGGAGCUACAGCAUCAAGGAGGAGACUGGCGAGCGCGGCUGGGUGCCGGCCUGGUUCGUGGGCAAAAUCGUGACGGAGAACGGAGAGCGUGAGCGAUCGCAUCAUCGAACAAACGGUACGGCCGUAUCGCCUGCACUGCCGAGCGCGAUGACCAUCCCUGGUGCCAGCAGUGCCGCUGGUGGUGGCAGUCUAGAGAACUCCAGCCAGCAAACGCACACGACAGGCGCGACGAGCACCACUCUCGUCGACAACGAGGGGCAAGGCAACCCCAAAUAG